Messenger RNA from Xylona heveae TC161, 1188 nucleotides. Its product is annotated as kinase-like protein. The record is from RefSeq and is a predicted model, not a curated record. The transcript has a single exon. The coding region runs from base 158 to 1099 and encodes 313 amino acids. Lineage: Eukaryota; Fungi; Ascomycota; Xylonomycetes; Xylonales; Xylonaceae.
UGAAUGGGCGCGCGGCAGCCAUUGUUGUACGUCUCUGCAUUAUUUUACAUAAAUACUGCCAUCGCGCCUCUGAAGAUGAAAUACCAUUACUCACAAAUUCAAGAGAUCCUUCAUAUACCUUUACUACACAUCAUUUUUCUUCGCACGCGCAACCAGAAUGUUUGAACUGAUUAAACGUUUCCUCUCGCCGGAGUGGACUUGGCCAUGUCCAGAGCGACUGCAACCCGAUAUGCCAAUGCCGCCCGUCCCCAAGCCACAUCAUCCUCUCGUCGCCAAGUUUUGGGCUUACGUUCACUAUUACCUUAAGGAGUUUUCCUACCGAUAUUAUAGCCCGUGGUACGGGGUGGAAUGGAAUAAUGGGAUUAUAGACCUUCCGUUUGGAUUGAUCAUAAAGUGGUCCGAUGGCACGCGGGCUGAAGAAUACCUUGCUACGCAAGUUGUCCGGGCUGCUGGCUUUCCCGCGCCUUUGGUCCUUUGCUACGGCUUUCAUCCUCACAUGCCGCACGCCCCUGUCUCUAUCCUUAUGAGUCGUCUUCCUGGCAAGGAGCUGGGUGAAGUAUAUAAUACACUCGAAGACACUGAGAGAGGCCAAAUAAUGCAGGAUCUGAAAAAAUACCUGAGUAUAAUGCGAAAGUGGAAAAGUCCUUGGGGCAGCGACCGGGUUUGCUCUGUAACUGGGACAUCCCUUCGGAGUGUUCGUAUCCCUCAUGAGUCUGGCGGGCCAUUUGAAUCUCUAAACGAAUUCAACGAUUAUUUAUUGGCUCCGAAAUGGAUAAACGAAAUGACAGAAGAGGUGUAUGCCGAACGCCUAGCGAAGGCGGAGAAAUUUCACUCAAUAAACCACAGGAUCGUGUUCACGCAUGGUGAUCUAAAGCACCACAAUAUUAUGGUCCACAAAGGGCAUGUAUCAGGCUUCAUCGACUGGGAAUCUGCUGGUUGGUAUCCGGAGUAUUGGGAGUACACUACAUCAAUGAGAAUAUUGCGCAAAACCUUUUGGUGGUAUGAUUUUAUAGUGGAGUUGGGUGCGAAAGAUUACAUGAAAGAGGCGGAUUACGACCGGGGUCGCCACAAUAUUACAUGCUUUUCAUAUUGGGGGUGAUUUAAUGUACAAUUUGCUUCCUAGAGCCAUGUGUGUUUAUUCUAAUUUUCCUGUCAAUCUCAAUAGCAUGCAUUAUCCAUCAAUCAUUU